This is a messenger RNA of Plasmodium falciparum 3D7, 1959 nucleotides long. RefSeq names its product myosin light chain B (gene MLC-B). The record is from RefSeq and is a predicted model, not a curated record. NCBI's taxonomy places the organism in Eukaryota, Apicomplexa, Aconoidasida, Haemosporida, Plasmodiidae.
AUGAAAGUUUUAAAAACAAGUAAAAAUAAUUUUGUUCAUCCAAAUAAAAGUAAUCAAUAUAAUUGCAACGAUCAACCAUAUGAUUCAUUAUUCAGAAAAAACUGUGUAUCGUUCUAUGAAGAUUUCGAUACCGAAGCAAUAUUCUUAUUAGAUAAAGGAAGUCGUCCUAUUUAUCACAAACUGAAAGAUAAAGAAUGGGGUUCUUCUAAUAAUCAAAAAGACACAGAAAAGAAAAAGAAGAAAGAGGAAUUUGAAAAAAUUGAUGAAAUUAUAAGCAAUGCUGAACAUUUAAAUAAUUUAAGAAACAAAUUAUACAGUUUUGAAUAUCAGAACAUUUUAGAACCACUGGGCAUAUAUAUUUCUCAGCAAGAGGACAAAGAAGAGAACAUAAAAAGGGAAAUGGGAAAUUUUUAUAAAGAUGAAUAUGAAAUCCUAAAAAAGAAAUAUAUUCAUCUUAAAGAAAAUAUGGACACCAUAUUGGACGUCGAAAGGAUUAAGGCUGGGUUAUUUUACACCAAGGAAGAUUUACAAAAAAUUUUUGAGAUAAUAAGAAAACACCAAUCCAAGAUUAAUAACAAAAAUGAUAUAAUAAAAUUUCAGAGUAGUAUGUUGGAAAAAGCCAUAGAACAUAACAAAAAAAACAAAUUGACGAUUAUAAAGGAUAAAAGGAAGAAUGAAAAACUAUUGGAGAUUUGCAAAUCAUACUACGAACAAAAUGAAAAGGCUCAAAAAAAACUCAGACAUUUAAAAUACUCUUUCCUCGAAUAUAAAAUAGCCCUAGAAAAUAUUGUGUCGUGUUGUGAAAAAAUUGGGGGUGACAAGAUUAUUUUAAUGGAUGGAAUAAAAUCAGCUCGGGCACAAGCAGACAUGUCAAUUGCAAAUGAUAUAAAAAAUAAGAUCAAAAUUGAGGAAUUGGAAAUGAACAUUAGUUAUUGUGAACAGCAAAUAAACUAUCUGAAGGAUGAUUUGGAUUUUAAAAUGGAAGAAUUAAGAAAUACCACCUUAUACACUGAGGAGGUUAAAAAUGAAGCGUCUUACUUUAAACAAGAGCUCUCCAAGAAUAAUGACCUACUAUUAGAGGUUAUGGAACAUUUUCAUCAAAUGAUUAACAACGUCGAUGAAUUCAUUUAUAAAAAUAAGGACAAGAAUGAACUUAUAACAUAUAUGAAUAAAAAGAAGAAAAAGUAUGGAGAUAUUACCAAGAAGAUAUCCGAGAAAAAUAAGGAGCUAAAUUUGAAAGUGAAAAAUUUUGUUCCGUACAAUUUUUCCAUGGGAACAGAAUUGAAGAAGCAUGAGGAAUAUUUGAAAAUUCAAAUGGAUGAAAUGAAGAAAAAGGAAGAGGAGGAAAAAAGAAAAAGGAGAGAAGAGGAGGAGGAAGAACAAAAAAAAAGGAAAGAAGAAGAGGAGGAAGAACAAAAAAAAAGGAAAGAGGAAGAAGAGAAGAUAGAAAAAAAAAAGAAAGAGGAAGAGGAGGAAAAGAGAAAGAAGGAAGAACAAGAAUUAUUAGAAGAAAAGGAUAUAAAAAAUAAUGAAACUUUUGAAGAAAAAAAAAUAAGACUAGUGAAAGAAUUAAUGAAAGAAGUUAAUGAGGAGACGUUAAGUUUGGAGAAAUGUGUAGAUAUUAUAUACAAAGCGAAUUUACCAUUAACUCAAAAUAAAUUAAAUAAAUUAAAAAAUAUGGGAGAUAUAAAAAAAGACGAAUUAGUUACUUUUGUAAAGACGCUAAUGUUGAAUGAACAGGAAGCUUUUGAAAACAUGAAAACUUUUUUCGAAAUAUGGGAUAUAAUGAAAACGGGUUAUAUGCAUAAGAAUCUCAUCAUAUCUAUUUUGAAACAAUUUGGAGAUAACUUAACAGAAGAGGAAUCAAAUUAUAUACAGAAGGAACUAAACCAAAUGAGCGAGUCUAAUAUAUCUUAUGUGAAACUGCUCAAAAAAUGGAUUUAUGGAACCGAAGAAUAA